AACCUGCGUACUAGUCGUGUCGCAGCGCUCACGUAACAAAAUUCUUAUUAUUAUUACUGUCACUCUCUUUACUUGCCUUGAUACUUGGCCGGUGGUGUGUUCAUUCUCGUUUCGACUAUAUAUACAUUGCGCGUUUUUCAUUUUCGACACCGCCCCCGAAUUACGAUCCCUUUUACGCGUCUGGAGCUCUCGCGCUCUCGUCGAAGAAACACAUCCGCGCUCGCGCAUGAAAUUCGCCACAAUUAGCGGUCGAAUAUCACACGGAACGCAUCGAUAAAGUGAUAGAGGGACAGGCCGUAACGAGAGAGAGAGGGAGAGAGGAGUACAAAUACGUCAACUACGAACCCAUCGUCUGCGAACCUUACCCGUUCGCCUCCGCGACUUACGAGCGUCGCUGGUUUUCCAGAGCGUUGCUGCGUGUCAAGCACCCGGUGCGUGACAAGUCAUACAACUCGCACAACCUCGUCAUCCUCGUCAUCGUCGCCGUCGUCCUUGUCCUCUUCGUGGCGUGUAAGCGCGCGAACGCGUUCACGCAGCAGACUUAGAAUCUGUCAGCCGGAACGUCAUAGGACGCACGCGCUCGCUACAUCCGGUGCAUGGGUUGCUGUUGCUCAUCGAAUAGAUGAAACAUCCGGUUUACAGGAGAAACAUCGCCGACGUGGCCGAUAGCGUUCAUCGGGUGCUGCCCUGCUCCUCCUCCGUGGCGGACACGCUGCUGGUGUUAUCGAUUGCUCUAAAAUAGACGCGUGGGAACAACACCUGCAGGCCAGGCGUAUACACAUGCCGCUCGCAGGCGCAUAAACGCGCAACAGACCGCACACGUUCGUGCACCACGCUUCGUACACACAUACGGCUUGUCCGCUCUCUCUUUCUCUCUCUCUCUCUCUCCCCUCUCUCUUUUUUUUUCUCUCUCUCGCCUUUACGCUGCCACGACUCCCUUGCAGCGGCAACGUGUGACAGGUGCAACGACGGCGACGUCGUGUAGGGUAGCCGGAGGUGGCGCUAUCGGAGAACCGCAGCAGGAAGCGGAAGAAGAAGUGAGUGAGGUCGGCGCCGCGGAAAGACGCGAAAAAGAAGAGGAAGAAGAAUCGAGGAAGGAAGAGACGGAAGGGGAGAAAAAAGAGGAGGAAGAAAGGGGGAAGCCGACCAGGAGAGAGAGAGAGAAGAAAGACCGGGUCAGGGAAGGAGAGAAGGCGUGGAGGAGAAAGAGGAGAAAGAGGAGGAAGAGGAGGAGGCGGCCGCGGCCCCCGUAUUUUUUCACGAAGGGAAGGUUAUUUUCUACUGAUACGUCCUGGAGGCGCCCGUCGUCUUCGCCGGUACAACCAUAACGCCGCCCGCUUUAAAACGACCGAGACGGGACACGGUGGACUCAUCGCCGCCACCCGCUCGUACCGCAGCCCCCGGCAACCCCGGACCGUCCGGCAAACUCGCCUGCAUCAUGGAUGCGCCGCUAUCGCAGAGCAUGGACUCCGUUAACACGGUGGCCACCGGCGAAGAUGAGGUGCGCACCUUGUUCGUGAGCGGCUUGCCGAUGGACACCAAGCCGAGGGAGCUCUAUCUACUCUUCAGAGCGUACGAGGGGUACGAAGGGUCGCUAUUAAAAGUCACGAGUAAAAAUGGGAAAACAGCAUCGCCGGUGGGGUUCGUGACUUUUCACACGAGGGCAGGCGCGGAGGCGGCGAAGCAGGAUCUGCAGCAGGGGGUUAGAUUCGAUCCUGAUAUGCCACAAACCAUACGUUUGGAAUUUGCAAAAAGUAACACAAAGGUUAGCAAACCCAAGCAACCAGCCGCUGCAGCAGCCACCACGCACCCCGCUCUGAUGCACCCUUUAACGGGACACCUAGGGAGUCCGUUCUUCCCCGGUGGUCCUGAAUUGUGGCAUCAUCCAUUGGCGUAUUCUACAGCCGGCGAAUUACCGGGCACACUGCAACAUGCGACGCUGGUGCAUCCGGCGUUACAUCCUCAGGUCCCCGCGCCUAUGUCCCUGCCGCAUCCUACAACGCUGACGUCGAUACACGCGUCGCUGCCUCAUUUUCUACCGUCGCCGGCAUUGGCGUCACCGGUCGGGUCGCCCUCGUCGCAGCCGAACAUAGCUGUCAGCAAUGCGCAGUGCUCCACCCUCUUCGUGGCGAACCUGGGCCAAUUUGUGUCCGAGCAUGAACUAAAGGACAUAUUCAGCAGUUUUCCUGGUUUCUCCCGGCUUCGUAUGCACACGAAGGGAGGGUCGCCAGUGGCCUUUGUCGAAUACCAAGACGUUCGCUACGCGGCCCAGGCGAUGGCCACUCUCCAAGGGUCCUUUCUCCUCUCCUCCGACCGGGGAGCGAUACGAAUCGAAUAUGCAAAGUCAAAAAUGGCCGAGGUGGGCUUUACAAAUCUCUGGAUCGAAGGAUCAAAGAGACAAGAAAACGGCCAACCUUAAGAUUGAUAUCAACGGUAUGUAAAGAGUUGGAGGAUCAGCCGGUACGAGGAGAUGGCCAGAUGCGCUCUCGUCGGAUAGGACAUCAAUCAGAAAAUGAAACACGAGGAAGAACCACACAGGAAGAUGUACACUAUUUGAAUAGUCGACAUAUCGGCGAGAGAAUCGCGAGGAACGAAACGUCGCAAAUGCGGGAGCACAUAGACAUAUACACUUACGAACACACUCGAGGAAAAAAAAAGAGAAA
Molecule: messenger RNA, 2663 nt
Organism: Cataglyphis hispanica
Lineage: Eukaryota; Metazoa; Arthropoda; Insecta; Hymenoptera; Formicidae
Product: protein couch potato-like
Exons: 9
Coding region: 1439-2419 (326 amino acids)
Molecular function (GO): mRNA binding
Source: RefSeq, a predicted model, not a curated record